GUUUAUUAUGCUGACAUACGUCUUUAUGUUGGCCUGGCUUGGCGUUACAGCUUUCACUUCUCUGCCUGUUUACAUGUACUUCAAUUUGUGGACCAUUUGCCGAAAUGCCACUGUAGUGGAUGGAGCUAAUCUCUGCUUGGAUCUUCGCCAGUAUGGUAUUGUAACUAUUGGAGAGGAAAAGAAGGUUUGCACCACAUCAGAAAGUUUCAUCAAGAUGUGUGACUCUAAUGAGCUAAACAUGACAUUCCACUUGUUCAUUGUGGCACUUGCUGGAGCUGGAGCAGCGGUCAUUGCUAUGGUGCAUUAUCUCAUGGUCUUGUCUGCCAACUGGGCCUAUGUGAAAGAUGCUUGCAGAAUGCAAAAAUAUGAGGAUAUUAAAUCAAAGGAGGAGCAAGAGCUUCAUGAUAUUCAUUCUACUCGCUCUAAAGAACGACUCAAUGCUUACACAUAAAAGAAACCUUGUCUUACUUUCUAACAUGUGAAUGCUUUGUUGUUUAACUAAAGGCCAUCCAACCAUUUUAAAAACAAUUGAAAGUGCUUCUCACAAAAGAUAGUUUGGGUGACUUACAUAUCACCUAUGUACAAUUCUUGGUUGUCUAGCACUUGGUUCCUUAAUUAGUUCUUACUUUGUGUGACCAAUCUCUAUCACAAAGCUCCCAAAUAGCCUUUCCUGAAUCCUUUUAAGCUAAUUAGUUCUGCUAGAUCAAGGAUACUAAACUAUUGUCAAAUACAAAUAUGUGUUUGAUUUUUUUAAUCACUUUGUAUGUGUUAUGCAUAACACCUUUUGCAUUGUUUCUUAUAUGUUUUUGGAAAAAGGUAGCUUUUUAUACUUUUUAGUUUUGAGUUCAAUAACUACUUUAACUACAGGUAUACUUCAAAGGGACCAUUGUACAUGAUGUACAAUAUAUAAAGAAAACACGGAUGACUUUCCUUUAUAUUUGGAAAACUUGCCAGAUGGACCUUGAUCAACUUGAAAGAAGGUCCUAAGAACGUUUUAAACAAUCAAAGGUGCAAUUUCUAAAUUUGUAAUAGUGGGUAAAAAAAAAAAAAAAGAAAAAAAAAGAGGAAAAAAAAUGAAUAAAAAAAAGAAAAAAGUGCUUCUUAUCUUUGUUAACAUUGUAUUAUUAUUGAUGUUUUUAAAGAAUAUUCUCUUGUUCCAAGUCCCAUUGGUGAUAAUUCCUGUUUGUAUUGUGAGCAUGCAGACCGUGGUGCUAACAAUGCAUGGCCACUUGCCUUUUGAAGGAAUUCAAUACCACGGCUACCUGUUAAAGAGUUAUGGUAUAUAGACAAUUGUUAAUUAAGUGAUAUAGUUAUCCAUAGUUUUUUACAGAAUGACUUGUCUUUAAUUCAAUGAAGGUUAUGCUAAAUUGGAGCUGUUCAUGUGAUGAUGUAAGAAAUUAAUGCUUAGCUACAUUUAUGAAAGUAAUAUAUCAAAAAUACAGUGACCAUAGGAGUCAGAUGUCUUUUUACCUGCUUUAAAAAUUUAUAUGGAUUGCACCUGUCUGAACUGUAAAAGAUAUAUUAAAGGAGACUUCCAUAAAUGUUAUAGCUUGGCUUCUAGCUUUCCUACACAUAUUUGUUUACCUGUAUUACGUUAAAGUAAGGUAAAAGACCACUACAGAGCUUAUUAUUUGAAAGUGUCCUAAUAUAUUUGUACCUUUAUUUUGAUAGGAAAAUGUUAUCAGAAAGAUAGGUCUUCUUAAUUUGAAAUAAUUACCUGUAUCAAAAACAGAACAAAAAACCCUAUUUAAGAAAAGUCAGUAUUACUGGACCAAAUUUGGUGGAUUUUUUUUUCUUUUUUUUGCCUAUUUCUAAUGCUACAAGAAUGCUGUAAAGUGUCUUUUAAAGUGAUGUAGCCUGACAAGACAUUUUUGUCAGUGUUAAAAAUCUUAGGUAGUUUUGUGCACUUAUUGGACCAUUGUGAAUUCUCUCAGUGUAAGUGCAUUUCUAAUAAAACUUCUUGAGUAAAACUCUUAUUUGUACUAUUACUAGUCAUGCAUCAUCAGUAAUUUUUAACAACUCUUGUAGUAAGUAGAGGGUAAUACUAUAGUUACUUGUGGCAUGAUAAUGCAUUAAGUAGUAUUAGUUGAUUGAAUUAUUUUCUUUUCUUUUGUUUGUUUUGGGGGUUUUUUGGUUGUGUUUUUGAUUUGGGGUUUUGCUUUUUUUCUUUUUACACUUAGGCUGUCCUACGCAGUCAACAGUUUUCUGAUAAUGUGCAGUACCGGUAUUACAGUCCUGCAAAAAGUAUUAGGAACCUCUUCUGGAUUCUAUAGUGUAGUGUUUCAGUUUUGUGUCUUAAAACGUUUGUGCUGAUUUUUAAAACUAUGUCUUUUAAACUUAUGUAAUGAUGUUAAUGCUUUUGGCUCUUCUCUGGUAUUAGAGUUUGUAUUUUCACAAAGAAUGCUUUGUAGCAGGCAUUACAAUUAAUCUGUUUUGUACAUAAAUGUGCCAACAGCUUGAUGGUGGCGUUUUUGAAAUGUAGAACAAAGUGCUUGCAAAAAUGUAAUAAACACACUUGUGUACUUUG
Molecule: messenger RNA, 2527 nt
Organism: Mesitornis unicolor (brown roatelo)
Lineage: Eukaryota; Metazoa; Chordata; Aves; Mesitornithiformes; Mesitornithidae
Gene: GPM6A
Product: glycoprotein M6A
Exons: 4
Coding region: 8-451 (147 amino acids)
Biological process (GO): neuron projection development
Cellular component (GO): axonal growth cone; neuronal cell body; plasma membrane
Source: RefSeq, a predicted model, not a curated record